AUGGGAACUCUUUACAAUUACGUUGAAGAUGUCAUCGUACAAGGCAUGAACCUUUGGGCCCCAGCAGAUGUGAAACGUCGCAAAGUAGUUACCGAGGUAAAGAAAGAAAAUGUCAAACUUCACUGGAUAGAAGCUGGGCAAAGAAAUGACAGCAGAGAAAAUGAAGACAACAGGUCUGAAGACGAGCCGUGGUUGACUCGUUUGGGAAUGGACGACCAUUCUGCAAUGAGUUUCAUGGCCGGUGUUCUGCUCCCACCAUCUUUUGGAGGAGCCUGGCAAUACGUGGCCGAUUCAGUAACUGAAUCUUUCCUACUUGACUCCAAAAUGGUAAUUCAUUGCUAUCGUUCCAAUAAGAAAGUCCAAGUUAGUCCAAAUGGACUAGAAAUUGUCUGCCGGCCCAAAAAACUGAUCGAGUCCAAGGCCACUCAUGUCGUCGUGGGCCUCAUUUACGGUCAAGAAUCUUUUUGUAUUUUCUCUCGCCAACAAAACCCAAAUUCACAAAUUGAGGCGAUCGACGACGAAAGAAUGAAAAACUAUGCCAACUUAUUUCGCGAAGGUCUCUCGGUUGACCAAAGUCUACAAGAGUUGGAAGAAGAAUGUAACGAGGACGGCGAUGGCCGUCCCUUUUUCCAAACGGAUUUGAACUGUACUCUUUAUACACACACGAAAGGUGGAAGAAACGGGACAUUGAAGCCCGUUGCCGAGCAAUACGAAGCUUGCAGAAAGAUGCUGUACGAGGAAGGCCAGGCUGUCCCGCUGAGAGUAUUGCUUUACCCACUUAACAAGCUACUGCCGAACGAGGCAGGUAUCAUCAAAAUGCCGGAGAAUCGGACGGGCAAGUCUCGAGAAAAUGAAAUCGGCAUUUCCCACGACGUUGUAAUUCGCUGCCAGAAGAUGUGGAACCGUUUGAAACGUGUUCGUUUAGAAACGGACUCGAUAAUGGCGGAGCUAAACAACCAAUGGAUACCGAAAACCGUUCUGAAAAACGCGCAAGAUUUUAGCCAGUGUUUCAAGACAUUCACAUUGGCUUUAAAGAAGGAUUGGUAUGAACUAAUCCUUUACAUCCGAAGAGGCUGUCGCUCAGCAAAAGAAGAAAAUGUUAUCGAAAUAAUUGAAAUUAUCGAAAGCAAAUCGCCGUUCGUCGCGAAAGAAUUCGAACAUUGGCUUAAUUAUCAAAAAAAAAACAAUCAAGACUUUUGA
Daphnia pulex (common water flea) is the source of this 1200-nucleotide messenger RNA. Its product is annotated as neoverrucotoxin subunit alpha-like. The coding region runs from base 1 to 1200 and encodes 399 amino acids. The transcript has 2 exons. Lineage: Eukaryota; Metazoa; Arthropoda; Branchiopoda; Diplostraca; Daphniidae. The record is from RefSeq and is a predicted model, not a curated record.